Molecule: messenger RNA, 2041 nt
Organism: Nerophis ophidion (straightnose pipefish)
Lineage: Eukaryota; Metazoa; Chordata; Actinopteri; Syngnathiformes; Syngnathidae
Gene: pstpip2
Product: proline-serine-threonine phosphatase interacting protein 2
Exons: 14
Coding region: 846-1787 (313 amino acids)
Biological process (GO): actin filament polymerization
Cellular component (GO): plasma membrane; cytoplasm; actin filament
Molecular function (GO): actin filament binding
Source: RefSeq, a predicted model, not a curated record
GCUUUUCUUUGGUUUUGGUUUUAUUACUAAUCUAAGUGUCACUAGUGUGUGCCAUACUUUAGUACUUUUGCAUACAAUAGGUUGAUUGACAACACUAAAUGGUCCCUAGAGUGUGAAUGUGAGCGUGAAUGUUGUCUGUCUAUCUGUGUUGGCCCUGCGAUGAGGUGGUGACUUGUCCAGGGUGUACUUCCGCCCGAUUGUAGCUGAGAUAGGCACCGGCGCCCCCAGCGACCCCAAAGGGAAUAAGCGGUAGAAAAUGGAUGGAUGGUUUUAUUCUACUGAAAUGAGAUUUUCUCAUUUAAACGGGGAUAGCAGGUCCAUUCUAUGUGUCAUACUUGAUCAUUUCGCAAUAUUGCCAUAUUUUUGCUGAAAGGAUUUAGUAGAGAAUAUCAACGUUAAAGUUUGCAACUUUUGGUCGCUGAUAAAAAAGCCUUGACUGUACCGGAAGUAGCAGAUGAUGUGCGCGUGACGUCACUGGUUGUAGGGUUCCUCACAUCCUCACAUUGUUUACAAUCAUAGCCACCAGCAGUUAAAACGAUUCAGAACCGAGAAAGCGAAAAAUUUCCCCAUUAAUUUGAGCGAGGAUGAAAGAUUUGUGGAUGAGGAUAAUGAGAGUGAAGGACUAGAAAGGAAAAAAAAAAGCGAGGGCAGUGAGACCGAUUCAGAUUUUAUUAGACUCAUUUACUAGGAUAAUUCUGGAAAAUCCCUUAUCUGUCUAUUGUGUUAGUAGUGUUUUAGUGAGAUUAUUUAGUACCUGAAAGCCAGAGGGGUAUGGCCAUGGGUGUGGUGACCGCCAGUGUCUCUGAGGGAAGCCACGCAGCUGCAGCAGGACGCAAGCUCCGCUGAUGUCUACGAGCUCCGACUUGACCUGCACGAGUGGCUAUGGCGUCAUCGUCCAGUACCUGAACGACGGCAAGCGGACAUGCAAAGAGGUGGAGGAGUUCAUCAGGGCCAGGGCGUCCAUUGAGGAGAAAUACGCCAAAGAUCUGUUGGGUUUAUCCAAGAAGGUGUGUGGACAUAAUGAGAUGAACACAUUAAAACGAUCUCUGGACAUAUUCAAAUUACAGACUGAACAUGUGAGUCUAUCGCACUUACGUGUGGCACACAGCAUGAAGGAGGAGGUCAAGAAAAUGGAGGAGUUCCGGGAGAAACAAAAAGAAGCGAGAAAGAAGUUGGAACAACACAUGGAGGCUCUUCACAAGCACAAGAGUACUCAGCUCAAGAGAACUAUGGAGUCAAAGAGGAUGUACGAGCAGAAGUGCAUUGAUAAAGAAGAAGCAGAACAGAAUGUGAACAGAAGCAGCAGCGGCACGAAGCACAUGGAAAAGCUCUGCGCUAAAGCCCAGCAGGCCAAAGUGAAUGCAGUAGAAGCAGACAGGAUUUACCAUCAGAGUGUGAUGUCGCUGGCCAAGAUCAGAGAUGAUUGGCUGAAGGAACACAUCAAAGCCUGCGAGGUGUUUGAAAAGCAGGCUGCUGACCGCAUCAAUUUUGUAAGAAACACAAUAUGGACUCACCUCAAUUUGCUGUCUCAGCAGUGUGUGAGCACAGACGAGCUGAAUGAGGAAGUGAGGAAGUCGCUGGAAAAAUGUGACAUCCAGGAAGAUAUUGAACAUUUUGUCAAGCUGCGACGCACUGGGGACAAACCGCCAGCUCCAGUAUUGUAUGAGAACUUCUACAGUGGUCAGAGAGUUCCACCUAAGUUACCUCCACCUCUCAUCAAGGCGUGCCCAUCAACCCAUCGAGCAGCAGGCGUGCAAGACGAAGCCUACAGUGUUGUUCACUUUUGAAGAAAUGGGCUGCACUGCAUUGGGCAAUACCACUUUCUACUGAUCCAAAAAAGUAUGCUUGGAAAAGUUAAGUGUGGAAAAAGGUCCUCCAAGACCUUCGUGAAGAACUAAAGUGGCCGUGGCGAUCAUUUGGCACAUCAGCUGUGAAAUUAGACACGUUUCCUUUCAUUUUAAUAGAACGUGUCACAAAAAGUUUGUACAUGUGGUGUAUUUCAAUGAAUCUUGUUUAAAUAAAAAAUGCUUUAUUCACGCCA